UGGCAGCUUCUCAAUGGACCAACUUAGAUAAGGGAAGGAUUUAUUUGGAUUUCGUUAAUUUCUCCUCUUAAUCCUUUCUUACUUUUCUCAUGUGAUGAUUUUGUAACACUAAUAUUAUUAGGAACAGACCUCUCUCUCUCACUUUCAUGAAAACUGAUAAUGGAGUUCUCCAAUACUACUAGCCCAAUCCCAUAGAGAGACACCAACACACACUGUGAUUUCAUCAGUUCAGUGUGUAUAAACAUGGCUGUGGUUUCCAUAUGCUACAAAAUGCCUCACAGAAACCAAACUCAACACAUUCAAAAUCUAAUGAGACACAACGAGAGAGGCAUGAUGAUAACAUGUGAUAGUGUGAAACUUUUCUCUGUAUACAUCUACAAGAAGUGGAGCUCUUCCUCCAACAUAAAAGGACCGAUUCUUUUGCAGACAAGGAGUGAUUUCCAACACAAUCUAAGAUCGAUUUCGGAAACCAAAUCUCAUGUGGGAAUCUUUUGUGCUAAUCAGAAACAACUGAGAUCAUUGUCUUCUUACUUUGGAAAACUCCAAGAUGCUAAUAAACUCAAGUUACUCAACCCUGCAGAGUCUUCCAACAAACCACAAUUGUGCUCAAACAAAAAGUUGGAUAUUCUAGGUGCUUAUCUUGACAAGCUUGAUAAAGAUGAAAGCUCUGCUGACAAGGAUUGUUCAACAGCUGCUGAGCCAACACUGUCUUCUUUCGAAUGUCAGCAUACAAUCAAAGAAGACUAUGAAAGGAAAGAAGAUAUGAAAAUGAGGACUUACAUGAACAAAGGAACUAGAAUUGGUUCCCAUGGUCCAAAGGAGUCUCAAAGGCUACAACAAGAUGAUGAUGAUGAUGAUGAAGAUGAACCCUCUAAUCUGUACUUAAUAAGUACAUUGGCUUCCAUAAACAUUGCAGUUGUUCUGUUUGAAAUUGCAAGUCCAAUUAGGAGCUCUGACAUGGAAUUGUCUUCUCUGCCAUUACUAUAUGGAGCUAAAGUGAAUCAUUUAAUCCUUGUUGGAGAAUGGUGGAGGCUUAUUACCCCAAUGUUUCUGAACUGUGGUGUUUUUGACAUUGGUCUUGGUUGUUGGGCACUUUUUACAUUUGGGCCUAAAGUCUGCAGAGGUUAUGGGUCGUUUACAUUUCUGUUGAUUUACAUCCUUGGUGGAAUCUCUGGCAAUUUGAUUAGCUUUCUUCAUACACCAAAACCAACUAUUGGUGGCACAGCACCAAUAUAUGCCAUAAUUGGAGCUUGGAUGGUUUAUCAGAUCCAAAACAAAGAUGUCAUUUCCAAACAAGUUUCAGAAAACUUGUUCCAAAAGGCAAUCAUCAUCACAGGUCUGGGCUUCAUAUUAAGCCAUUUUGUUCCAAUUGAUGAAUGGGCACAUUUUGGAGCAGCGUUUAGUGGUGUAGCGUAUGGAUUUGUUGCAUGUCCAACACUUGAACUAGAUGAUAUUACAGCUUCUGCUUCAAGUAGUAGUGGACAAGAAAAAGGAAUAGCUCUUGUGAAACGACAAUCUGAUCCUUGGAAAUCCCUCUUGUGGUUUAGUCUCUUCAUUGUCGUUUUAACCUCUUUACUCUUCUUGGUCCAACCUCCUCUCAAUGAUAUGGUUUUGGACAACUACUUCAUAUAGAUAACAGGUGUAGGUGAGAUGUGAGAGCUUACGUACGUAAUGCCCUAUUGUAAAAUAAUUAUUAAUUAAUAUAUAAAGGUCUUUUGGUUCGUUUUUGACAA
This is a messenger RNA of Cannabis sativa, 1733 nucleotides long. Its product is annotated as RHOMBOID-like protein 9, chloroplastic. Gene Ontology annotation, molecular function: serine-type endopeptidase activity. Gene Ontology annotation, cellular component: membrane. The record is from RefSeq and is a predicted model, not a curated record. The transcript has 7 exons. Bases 244 to 1632 code for a protein of 462 amino acids. NCBI's taxonomy places the organism in Eukaryota, Viridiplantae, Streptophyta, Magnoliopsida, Rosales, Cannabaceae.